Ficedula albicollis (Collared flycatcher) is the source of this 2619-nucleotide messenger RNA. It is a transcript of the gene PM20D2, whose product is annotated as peptidase M20 domain containing 2. Gene Ontology annotation, molecular function: dipeptidase activity. The record is from RefSeq and is a predicted model, not a curated record. NCBI's taxonomy places the organism in Eukaryota, Metazoa, Chordata, Aves, Passeriformes, Muscicapidae. The transcript is spliced from 7 exons. The coding region runs from base 84 to 1409 and encodes 441 amino acids.
GGCAGCGGCGCAGGUGUCGCGCCGGAGGGCAGGUGCGGGCGGCAGGUCCGGGUCAGCUGGGGGAUCGCUGCUCCCGAGGCCUCAUGAAGCCGCAGGAGCCGCCGGAGAGCGGCCCCGCCGCCGCGCUGGAGGCGCUGAAGCAGCGGGCGUGUGAGAGCGUGGAUCUGAACGCUGCGCGUCUGGGCGCGCUGAGCCGCGACAUCUGGAGCCGUCCGGAGCUGGCGUACGCGGAGCACCAGGCGCACGACGCCCUGACCCGCUUCUUCUCCGGCGGGGACCUGCCCGGCGCCGCCUGGGCCGUGCGGCCGCGCUACAAGCUGGGCACGGCUUUCCGCGCCGACUGGGGCACGGCGGCCCCCCAGGAGCCGCUCCGCCUCGCCUUCCUCUGCGAGUACGACGCGCUGCCCGGGCUCGGGCACGCCUGCGGCCACAACCUGAUCGCCGAGGUGGGCGCCGCCGCCGCGCUGGCGCUGAAGGCCGCGCUGGAGAGCCUGGCGGAGCCCGUGGCCGUGCAGAUCACGGUGCUGGGGACGCCCGCGGAAGAGCAAGGAGGAGGCAAGAUAGACCUGAUCAAGGCUGGGGCGUUCGAUGGCCUGGAUGUGGUGUUCAUGGCGCACCCCUCGCAAGAAAACGCUGCUUACCUGCCCGACGUGGCCGAGCAUGAUGUGACUGUGAAAUACUAUGGAAAAGCUUCUCAUGCUGCUGCUUAUCCUUGGGAAGGAGUUAAUGCAUUAGAUGCUGCUGUUCUUGCGUACAACAAUCUGUCUGUUUUAAGACAGCAAAUGAAACCGACCUGGAGAGUUCAUGGUGUAAUAAAAAACGGUGGUGUGAAACCCAACAUCAUUCCUUCUUACACUGAACUAGAGUUUUACUUGCGUGCUCCUUCAAGGAAAGAGCUUUCUCUUCUGACAGAGAAGGUUGAAAACUGCUUCAAAUCUGCAGCAGUGGCCACAGGAUGCAAGGUGGAAAUAAAAGGUGGUGAAAAUGAUUACUACAAUGUGCUUCCAAAUAAGAGCCUGCAGAAAAUUUACAAGGAAAAUGGAAAGAAGCUUGGAAUAGAUUUUAUAUCAGAAGAUGCUAUCUUGAAUGGUUUGUCAGGUUCCACAGACUUUGGAAAUGUUACAUUUGUGGUCCCUGGGAUUCAUCCUUAUUUUUAUAUUGGCUCUGAUGCAUUGAAUCAUACUGAGCAGUACACAGAAGCUGCAGGGUCACAGACUGCUCAGUUCUACACCUUGCGCACAGCAAAAGCUUUGGCAAUGACAGCACUCGAUGUCAUUUUCAAGCCAGGUCUGUUAGAAGAGGUCAGACAAGACUUUAGAGAGGUGAAGCUGAAAGAAGAGGAGCAAACAAAUCCUGUAGAACCUAAAAAAGAAUCUGGUGUUGAUGUAGGAGCGUGUGCAUCACACUAAACUUAAUUAAAAUAUUCUCAGUAGGAUUGACUUAAUGGAGAUGCUGUAUUUAAAUCCCAGUAGGGGCUGGAUAAAUACACAGCUGAAGAAAUGAUGAUUUAAUUUCAUUUGGACUUUAGGAGAAGUAAAUAGUAUUAUUGCUUUCACAACGUGAAAUUUCAUCUAGCUGCAAUGUUAGUGUUCACUAUGGGAUGAUUUUCUUACAGCGAUCUCAAAUAUGUUCUCUUUAAUUUGCAGUGUUGAACAAAUUAUAGUGUUCAGAUCCCUUGUCCGUGAUUUUCUAUGUAGUGCUAUAGUAAUAUUCCUUAUAAAGGAAGUAAUGUAGUUUUCUGUUCUAAAAUUAGCACUUUUCAUUCAUUGAUCAUAUGCUGAAUCUGAUCUGUGAAGCUUUUAUGAAAUUCCUGCUCAGUCAAUUUUCUUAGGACAAGAUGGAGAUUUAAAACAGCUGGUUUCACUGAAGAGAAGGGGCUAUGUUUGGAAAUAUACCUGGUUUUGAUAAUAGUAGCUUCUAGCAGUGGAAGGGGACUGUUUGUAUGGGAAUGCAAUUUGUAAAUAUUGAUUGUUGUGAAAUGCAUUGAUUUUCCUCCUAAUGAAUUUUAGAGGUGUUGUGGAGAAGCCGUGGAUCAAAAAAUUGGAAAGCAGCUAAAUGUUUAUUUGAUUAAAUUAAUACAUUUAAACUACUGCAGGAAAAAUUCUGCUCUGAGGCAAUACAGGUGUCCACACAAGGUGUAGCAUUAGCGUAACUGAUCUGAAGGAGGUGUAUAAAUUUAGCUAAACCGAUGGAAGUAUUUGUCACAAAGCUACAGGUGUGGUGCCAUGAAGCAAUAAAUGGUUGUGUGCAAGACCCUCUAGUAAGCUCAGGGGAGCUUGCAGUGAGGACUGCUGGUGCAGUAAAUGCCUCCUUUAACCUGUGUAUUCCUGUGUCCUAAGCAGCAGGUAUGUUAAGUCUGCCAGUUGUCCUUUCUGUGUGUUGUGUAGUUAUUUCAUUUAAUCCUUAUUUUGCUUCCCAGAGAUAUUAAUAAAACUGCAGUUUUAUUUAGAUGGUGUUCUGUGUGCCCAAACAUGUUAGGAUGUCUUUUAAUUCACUGGUUGAAGGAUCUCAUCAGUACACAGAAGAUAAGUCAGUGGGCAGAUGGAGUGAGAAAGCAACUUUACUGAUUAUUGUUUUUCUAAGCACAGGUACUACUGUAAGCUUCAGAAAGGAAGGCAG